AUGCUACACUAUACCACUAUGAGAACAUCUCACACAGCAUUCCUUGUCCUCUUCAUCCUCUCGUGCCUUGGCACCGGCUACUCUGGCGGUGGCCAGAACCGCUUCACCUCCAUCAUCAGCUUUGGCGACUCCUACACCGAUACAGGUAACCUUGUCAGGUGGGCUGACCCUGUCCUUGCACCACAGCCUAUCAACAAUCUCCCCAAUGGCGAGACUUUCUUCGGUCGCCCGACCGGACGGGCCAGCAAUGGCCGUAUUGUGCUGGACUUCAUUGCGGAUGCUUUGGGUCUGCCAUUUGUGAAGCCGUAUCUGGCCAAGGGGAAGGCCAACUUUGCCACCGGAGUAAACUUUGCGGUGGCUGGAGCUCCGGCUCUCAACCUGACAUACCUGCAGGGGCAGAACAUGACGGUGAAUCCCCCGAUUAAAAGCUCCCUCGGCGACCAGCUCGUGUGGUUCGAGAAACUGAAGCCUUCGCUCUGCAAGGGACAAGGCGCUGAGUGUUUCGCGAGCACUCUAUUUGUAAUGGGAGAGUUUGGAGCAAAUGACUUCAGGACCUUCAUAAACUCGAACAGGACCGUGGAACAAGCUAGAGCUUAUGUUCCUACAAUUGUCGACAGCAUUUCCAGGGGCGUGGAGAGAUUGAUCCAGCAUGGUGGCAAGUACAUCGUUGUGGCGGACAUCUUCCCGGUUGGCUGCUUGCCAAUGGUACUCACUCUGCUCGCUAGCAGAGACAAGGCAGACUAUGACCAACACGGAUGCCUCAGGGGUGUAAACAGGCUAGUGCCGCAAUACCAAAACUCUCUCCUCCGGCAACGGAUCAAGGUGCUUCGGAACAAAUAUCCGCACACAACGAUCAUCUCCGCCGAGUACUACGGACCCCUCAUUGCAUUUCUGCAUAAGCCAGGACAUUUUGGAUUGAACGGCAGCACGACCCUCCUGACCUGCUGUGGAGCAGGAGGCCCUCCAUACAACUCCAACUCCAGCACAUUCUGCGGCCUGCCAGGCGUAAUGGCGUGCACAGAACCAUCGGAGGCACUUCAGUGGGAUGGUUUCCACCUCACGGAGGCCGCCUACAGGCUCAUCGCCGACGGGUGGCUCCACGGACCAUACGCGGAUCCUCAUAUACUGCAUGUUGCACACUAGUUCCAUGUCAGGUAGA
Lolium rigidum is the source of this 1159-nucleotide messenger RNA. Its product is annotated as GDSL esterase/lipase At1g28600-like. Lineage: Eukaryota; Viridiplantae; Streptophyta; Magnoliopsida; Poales; Poaceae. The transcript is spliced from 5 exons. Bases 1 to 1143 code for a protein of 380 amino acids. Gene Ontology annotation, molecular function: hydrolase activity, acting on ester bonds. The record is from RefSeq and is a predicted model, not a curated record.